AUGACGGACAAAUUGCCAUUGGACCUUCUCCAUGGUAAGUGGGAAUGUGAGCGCGAGAUCGAUCUCCUUAAGCGCACGCAAGCGGCUCAUCAACUGCUAAACUCGCGUCUAUUGGCCAUGGAACGCGAGCUACGCGGAGAACGUUUUUAUCCGCUGCCGGCGGAGACCAAACUACUGCGUGUCCGUGUGUUUUAUUCAUAUGCCCCACCUCUGGAAGCUACGGGAAAUCCGCAAGCGACUCCUGGUCGAUGGACGCUUCGGAUCGAAGGCAUGGACGCCACAGCAGGGGAGCCGACGAAUGUGAAAUUCUCGAGUUACUUUCGCAAGGCAUCUAUUGAGCUGGACCCGCUUCUAUACUCGGACCACGUAAUUGAAUGGACAAGUUUCCAUAGGACAAGCCAUGACGUAGAUGGCUUAGAGGUGUCAAGGACGGGUAACACGGCACAUACCGUGAAGAUCAAACUGUUUCCGGCUCAGACCCCUGAACGCUUUACCGUCUCAUCCGAGUUAGAAGCAGUAAUAGGUCAAUAUCUAGGUCCUGCCAAGGCAUACACAAAGCAAGAUAUAGUAUUGGCAAUGUGGGAGUACAUCAAGCUGCGAAAUCUUAUCAAACAGGAUGACUGUCGGGUGGUUUUCUGCGAUGAUAGGCUGCUGCAAAUACUAAAUUGCGUGUCAUUGCCAUUUACUUCAAUCAUCGUGGCACUUCGGCAACAUUUGACGCCAAUCAACAUGAUCAAUCUCGAAUACACGCUGAAUUUAACAACGGCUUGUGAAGCAGAGUUGCUGGAUGAAAAGUUCUUUGACGUUUCAGUCGCAGCAACUUCUGAGCUUGAUAUAAUACGAGCUCGUGCUUUAAGAGAAUACGAAGAUUUAAAGCAAGACCAUAGCAAAGAGCUGUCAUUGCUUAAGAAACAGGAAGAGGAUAUUCUCCAGCGACUGCAAAUGUACACGCGAAAAAAAGAGUGGAUGACUCAGUUUGCUCAAGAUCCAUGCGGGUUCAUGGCUGACGUUAAAAAGUCACAGCUGGCAGACGAGGAGAUAUUAAUGGCUGAAACUGAGCUUGAUGAAUUCAGUAUUCCACACUCACAACAAUACAAAGGGCCGUGGGCUCACGAGGUGGUUAGAGAGUUGCUUACAACCCGCCCUACAAAUCAUAAAUCUUGUGAGCCUUGGCGAUUUGCACUUACUAGGUCAGCUUUAGAGAUUGCUACUCGCUUGCGUUGUGAUCCAACCGAUUAUGCCAAGCAACAGCAAUUGAAAAAGGACCGAGCAAAACAACUUCGUGAGCAACGCCAACACGGAUUAUUUUCAGACGAACAUACAUUUUCUCCAAAAGUCAAUCAAAGGACUCGAAAUCAAUCGUCGCCGCCAGUCUCUCGUGAAGGAUUUGAGAGAGUCGUUAAAUCCGACAGUAUGACUUUUCAUAACUCCGAUCGGAACAAUAAUUAUCCAGAAUUGCUGGACGCAAGUGGUGAUGAUGUCGACGCGCUUGAAAAUUUAUCGCGCAAAUAUUUGAAUAGGGCUCCUCAUCAGCAGAUGGCUUCACUGCAUCUAAGACCUCCUAAAGAAGAGCAUGACUCCUUGUUUAAAGAAGUGAAAAGGGCGACAGGACGAGAAAUUGCUGACCUUCCAAUUAAGGAAAAGUUGGUCCCACCACCAAAACGGAUUCACACUGGCCCCUGUCUUCGAAAUUCAAGCUGUGGAUGCCCAAAAUGUGAUGCAGGUUUUCCCAGCUCCAGCUACGUGAACAAUGUCAAUGCAGAAGCCCUUUCCCUUUGUCAAAGGGAGCCGAGGAUGGGUUUAUCAGGAUAUCGACAAAACGAUUGCAGUGCGAAUGAAAUGGGGAACUCGUUGGCGUUACUGAAGUCUAGGAUGUCUCGUCGAAAAGCACGAAGUGCACCGACAAAUAAGACUUCAUUGUUCGUAGAGAAGAACAUACCUAGUGCCGUGGUUCAUUCAGCACGUUUGCCAUUAUCCUCGCCAAUAUCUUCAGAUGCUCCGAGUCAGCCUCCGAGACAAAAUAUUGCAUCACGACGGGCUCCAGUCCAGCCAGUGAUGACCAACAAAAACCUUACUGAAAAUUUUCAGGCUAAUUCUUCCACGUUUACAGGAUUUAAUUUGCCCGAAGAACUUGACGAGUAUGCAGACGGCACAGAAGAAAUGGAGCAAUGUCAUAACUGUAAUCGAAAAUUCAAUCCCGCAUCAUUCCAGAAGCACCGCAAAAUUUGCGAAAAGGUUUUUUCCGGGCAGCGAAAAGUUUUUAAUAUGGCAGCUAAGCGGCUUGAAGGAACUGAGGCAGAAAAGGUUCUAAAAGAAGCUAAAUCCAAUAAAAAAAAUAGCGGACUCUCGAAUACUCCGAUGUCGGCUAUGGAGAUACCGAUAAAGGUGAAAAAUGCUGCCGAUUGGAAACAAAAAAGUGAUAUGUUUCGCAAUGCUAUGAAAGCAAGUCGUGAGGUUUCAAAGGCACUCAAAGAAGGCAAGGAGUUACCGCCAAUGCAGCCAUCUGCCCCUGAUCCGAGCUUAAUCCAGUGCGAGUAUUGUAGUCGUCGCUUUAACGAAAAAGCUGCCGAGCGCCAUAUUAAUUUUUGUCGCGAAAAAAGUCAGCGCGAUAUCAUAAAAGGAGGUGCAAAACGAGUUCCAGCAGCAAAACCUGGCUCAAGAGCUGCAUCUUCUAGAAAAAGAUAA
This is a messenger RNA of Plasmopara halstedii, 2685 nucleotides long. Its product is annotated as SWI/SNF transcription activation complex subunit. The coding region runs from base 1 to 2685 and encodes 894 amino acids. The record is from RefSeq and is a predicted model, not a curated record. The transcript has 11 exons. NCBI's taxonomy places the organism in Eukaryota, Oomycota, Peronosporomycetes, Peronosporales, Peronosporaceae.